UCCUCUAGCGAGUUGCAUUUGGGCAGCAUUGCUGUGCACCUCUGCACUUCGCCUUGUAUCCUACAAAGAGCGCCACCCAUCUCCUCAUAUUUAAACUCCUGUCUCGAUUCGCCGACACCUUUACAUUUAGAAAUUGGACUCGCAUCCAUCCAUCAGCACCGCAGGAGUCCGAGCGUUUCAGCAGCCGGAACCGUGGGGCUUACAGGGACUAGGCAAUGAUUUCACUGGAUCUUAAUCUUAAUUUAUUUACCGGUGACCUUUCACUUUACCUCAAAAACCAAGUCAAAGUCGGGCUAUUCGGCUCUGGGGUUGGACUAUCUGUAGUGCUAGGUUUCAGCGCCGCCUAUGCCUGCUACUACUUGAUGUCUGUGGCCAAGAAACCAAUACUCAUAGCUGGAGGAAACAAGUUUCAUCAGUUCCUGAGGGACAAUUGUCCUGUGGUGUCAGAGACUUACUUCCCCACGUUCUGGUGCUGGGAAAGCCGAAUCCAAACGUUGCUCAGACCAUUUGUGACUGCUAAACCGUGGGUCAGCUACAGAAAUGAGCUCAUUAGAGCACCAGAUGGAGGCCAGAUCUCUCUGGAUUGGUUUGAUAAUGAUGACAGCUUGUCCCACCCGGACCCGUCCACCCGGCCCACCGUGCUGCUGCUCCCGGGACUAACAGGCACAAGCCGCGAAUCCUACAUUCUACAUAUGGUACAGCAGAGUCGGGAUCUGGGCUUCAGAUGUGUUGUAUUCAACAACAGAGGUGUAUCUGGUGAAAAGUUAUUGACGCCUAGGACUUAUUGUGCGGCCAACACAGAGGAUCUGGAGAUGGUGAUUGAACACGUCCACCGGACUAUUGACACAGCUCCGCUCAUGGCAGCUGGGGUUUCUAUGGGCGGGAUGAUGCUGGCAAACUACCUGGGGCGGAAAGGGGAUGAGACGCGUCUGAAGGGCGUGGUGGUUUUUUCGGCUGGCUGGGAUGUUUUUGAGUGCACAGCUUCUCUGGAGAAACCCCUGGACCGGUUCCUCUUUAACUCCUACCUCACCAGCUGCCUGCAGGCUUCUGUGGAUCGUCACAGACCUAUUCUCGAAAAGAAAUACGACAUAGACCAUGUGAUGAAGGCUAAAACGAUCCGUGAGUUCGAUGAACGUUUCACAUCCAUUAUGUUCGGUUAUCCUUCCAAUGACGACUACUAUCUAGACGCCAGCCCCAUUCACAAGCUCAAGUCCGUGCAGGUGCCAAUGCUAUGCCUCAAUGCAGCCGACGACGUCUUUUCACCCAAUCACGCCUUUCCAGUGGAGGCUGUGAAGCAGAACCCCAAUCUUGCUCUCCUCAUCACCUGCCACGGCGGUCAUAUCGGUUUUCUGGAGGGUCUGUGGCCUCGGCAGAGCACCUACAUGGAUCGAGUUUUCCGGCAGUUUACUAAGGCCGUCUUUGAAAACAGCAGCAGUCUAAAUGAUCUCUACUGACGCUCUCCAACCAUUCCCUCUACAGCCAUGAGCAAAAAAUUCCUGAUCCAUUUCCAAAAUGAAGGACACAGGUUUACUUAAAGGCCAGGAUUGUUUCUUUUUUGUCAUUUGGUUUUAUAUUAGUAAGCACAUCUCUUUGAUUUUACAUUCAUGGAAACGAAAAGCUUCUCUGGCUUUCACCUGUUCCAUCCAGCCAUUGGUGCACUUACUUCUUUCUUAAUUCAUAUGUGAGUUUUAUGCGUGUGUGUAUUGACUCAUGUUUAUGUUUGAAUAUUUUAUAUAGUAUUAUAUAGAGGUUUUAUUAUUGAGCGCAUGAUAAACAUUAGUCUGAAACACUGAAUUAUACUAUUCAGCAUCAGACAUGACUUGACAACACCUUUCUUAUGAAAUAUCUAUUUGAGGAACAACAAAUAGUGGUUUACAGGUUCUGGUCAUAUUAUUAGAAUAUAAUCAAAAAGUUGAUUUAUUUCACUAAUUCCAUUCAAAAAGUGAAACUUGUAUAUUAUAUUCAUUCAUUACAUACAGACAGAUAUAUUUCAAAGUUUUUAUGUCUUAAUUUUGAUGAUUAUAACUGACAACUAAGGAAAAUCCGAAUAUUACUUAAGACCAAUCCAAAGAAAGGAUUUUUAGAGAUCUUGGCCAACUGAAAAGUACGAACAUGAAAAGUGUGAGCAUGUAUAGCACUCAAUACUUAGUUGGGGCUCCUUUUGCUUGAAUUACUGCAGCAAUGCGGCAUGGCAUGGAGUCUAUCAGUCUGUGGCACUGCUCAGGUGUUAUGAGCCCAGGUUGCUCUGAUAGUGGCCUUCAGCUCUUCUGCAUUGUUGGGUCUGGCAUAUCGCAUCUUCCUCUUCACAAUACCCCAUAGAUUUUCAGGUGAGUUUCCUGGCCAAUUAAGAACAGGGAUACCAUGGUUUUUAAACCAGGUACUGGUAGCUUUGGCACUGUGUGCAGGUGCCAAGUCCUGUUGGAAAAUGAAAUCUGCAUCUCCAUAUAGUUGGUCAGCUGCAGGAAGCAUGAAGUGCUCUAAAACUUCCUGGUAUAUGGCUGUGUUGACCUUGGACCUCAGAAAACACGGUGGACCAACACCAGCAGAUGACAUGGUACCCCAAACCAUCACUGAAUGUGGAAACUUUACACUGGACCUCAAGCAACGUGGAUUGUGUGCCUCUCCUCUCUUCCUCCAGACUCUGAAUGCAAAAUUUACUUUCAUCAGAGAACAUAACUUUGGACCACUCAGCAGCAGUCCAGUCCUUUUUGUCUUUAGCCCAGACAAGACGCGGUCUGUUGUUCAAGAAUGGCUUGACAGAAGGAAUGCGACAGCUGAAACCCAGGUCUUGCAUAUGUCUGUGCAUAGUGGUUCUUGAAGCACUGACUCCAGCUACAGUCCACUCUGCAUCCCCACAUUUUUAAAUGGGUUUUGUUUCACAAUCCUCUCCAGGGUGCGGUUAUCCAUAUUGCUUGUACACCUUUUUUCUACCACAUCUUUUCCUUCCCUUCGCCUCUCUAUUAAUCUGGUUGAACACAGAGCUCUGUAAACAGCCAGCCUCUUGUGUCUUGUCCUCCUUGUGUCAAUGGUCGUCUUUUGGACAACUGUCAAGUCAUGAGUCUUCCCCAUGAUUAUUUAGCCUACAGAACUAGACUGAGAGUAGCCUGUUCCAACCAGACUCUCGUUCAUUCAUUUCAUUUGUACAGAGAGUCUGGCCACGCUCCAUUGCAAAGCGUUACUUCCGUUAAGGAGGGUCCAUUGUUGAAGUUUAAAACUAUUGGAUCUGCCCAGAGUCACUCAGGAUCUGCCAAAGCCAAUUGCUAACGUGUGGUCGUGACGUAUAUCAUGCACUGAAACCGGACCGAAACAACAAGUCAGAAUAAUCAGACAAACAAAACUUAGCAAACCUGGUUUUUGCUCCGGCUUUAACUUGUGUAUAUUCGGCAGUUUUGCAACAACGGACCGAAUAGCUUUUCUCACGUCUUUCUCCGCUGCCAUUACUGAACUACAACUCAAACUGACGCACGACCUCAACGUCAUCGUUCUUAGCCACCCCCAUCUGUUCGCUGAUUGGUCCUGCAGAUUUUUGCAGGAGAAAACGAAACUCUAUAGAGCCAUCCCAGACGUACUGCUGAAGCGAAAUGAAAAUUAGGUGGAAGCACUUAGGAGGGCGGAGCCAGGCUACACUGAGAGACCAUUUAAAGGCCUUCGCAGGUGUUUUGGGUUAAUUAGCUGAUUAGAGUGUGGCACCAGGUGUCUUCAAUAUUGAACCUUUUGACAAUAUUCAAAUUUUUUGAAAUACUGAAUUUGGGAUUUUCCUUAGUUGUCAGUUAUAAUCAUCAAAAGUAAAAGAAAUAAACAUUAUAAAGUGAAAUAAGUUUCAACUUUUUGAUGAUAUAAUAUAAUUAUAUGACCUGUGUAGUCAAUGAACUUAUGAAUCAGGUGAAUCUCACAAAAAAAGAAUGUCAGAGUCAGACCAAAAUAAAAACAAACAUAAAUUUUUUCAUAAUAAAAAUGCAGCCGAUUCCAUUGCAGUUAUUAGACGCCAAAUUCACAUUACCAUAAUGUAAAAAGAAAACAAUUAAAACGGUAACUGUAAACUGUUACAUAAAAUAGCACUUAAUAUUAUACAAAUUGAGAUUUGUUGUUUUGCACAUAACAAUAUAUGUAGUUGAAAUUAUGCAACUGCUUCAAGCAUUGUAAUAUUUUAAGUAAAUAACGAAAAAAAAAAAAAAAUAUAUAUAUAUAUAUAAUAUGUGUGUGUGGUCCUAAAAACAGACCACAUUUCUGUUUUAAAAAUAUUAUGAAUAUAAAAAUUAUAAAUAACUUAGAUUAAUUUUUGGAUGAAAUCUGGCUUGGACAUUUUCUUUAUAAGACUUCUUAUACUACUGUAGUUUUAAGAUGAUUGUAGGCAGGAGGUCAUUCAAGCGUUUUGGGCAAAUAAUAAUAAUAUUCUUAUCCAUACAGUGAAAUCCAGCCUGAUCUCACCAGAAUUUUUGAAUAUUUUACGAAGUUGGCUAAUCCAUAUUUGUGUAAGUGAAUUGUAAAAAACAGACAGUAAUAAAACACCAAAGGAACGGGGCGAAAGCAAAUCGUACGAAAACUUACGAAUGUGGUUGUACUAUUUAAUACAAAUUAGCCACCUUGUAAAAUCUGUAUGAAUUCCUGUAAGAUCAUGUUGGUGAAAUCAUGUUUCUCCGCACAUUUACCUCAGUAUGUAAACUUUAUUCACAGUAUGUCAAACUAUGUCAGUGAGCAGUUAUCUUCACUCAUUUAUUUUUGUUUGUUGCACUAUGACCUUAUCUGUAUGCUCCUUACAGUGUUAAAAAAAGAAGAUGUAUCUAUUUUUUUUUUUUUUUUUUUGGGUAAGGCCAGUUUAACAUGGAUUCAUUUUUAUGAAUUUGUAUUAACUCAAUGACACAUUUUUUUUUUAUGCAUCUAAGAUGUCAACAUUAUGUUAGCUCUCAAAGACUAACCAGCUCACCUCACUUCCUCUGUUUUGUGUUUGUGUUUCCUGUUAGUUGUUAUUUUAAGGCAAGGAAAGAUCCUAUCUGCCGCAUCUCAGUGUAUUUUAUUUUGUUAAGAAUGUACCGCAUGCACUUUUUUGUCAUUCGCUACUGUCACAUUCGACACUGACUAGUUCAAUAGUUGUAAAUGAAUCACAAUUUUUGGCUAGGAAUGUGAAAAUUGCACUAUUUUAGUUUAUCCCAUGUAGCCCUAUAAACUGGACGAAAAUGACUUGAGCUACUGCUUGUCUACAAUGUUGAGCGCUAAACAAACCUCCGCUUGCUUCAAAUUGCUUUAAAAAUGGCUCUUUAUGUGAUAGUGCCAUAAAAUCCAACUGCUCCUUAAAUUAUAUAUGAAAAAAAAUGAAUAUAACAGGAGCAGUCAUUAUUUAUGUGAGAAUGUGCAGGAUGUAUGCUGUUGUAAAGAAUAAUCUGUACAUAGGGAUUUUCAUGAAUGAAUGUUAUGAUAGACAUAGUUGUUGACCCCCCCCCCCCCGCCAUGUGUUGUAUUGACCUUUGUCUGUCCUAAUGAAGGUGCUGCUUCAUAUUAUGCUUCUAACUGUCAACGCUUUUAGGAGCAAAAGAGCUCCUGUGGAUUUGCCUUUUCUCUCUUCUCCCUGCCUAUCCUGUUUCUCAGUAGCAUGUGUCACUGUUCUAAGUGUCUUGAGUAACUGUACAAACAUGCAUAGCAUAACCUGUAGCACAACAGACAUAUUUUUCCAUGAAAAUGUCUUUCCUUUUAUAAAUUUAUAAAAGGAUCGUGUACUUAACAUGUGCAGCAAUAAGAUUUUAAUACAAGAUAGUCUACUGGAUGUAGAAGAAAUAUAUGCACAUGUACUUGUAUGGAUUAUAAGUGCAAUUGUGGUCUUAAAUAAAUUAUGGAAUUUAACAGCACAGUU
Molecule: messenger RNA, 5845 nt
Organism: Paramisgurnus dabryanus
Lineage: Eukaryota; Metazoa; Chordata; Actinopteri; Cypriniformes; Cobitidae
Gene: abhd3
Product: abhydrolase domain containing 3, phospholipase
Biological process (GO): medium-chain fatty acid catabolic process; phosphatidylcholine metabolic process; medium-chain fatty acid biosynthetic process
Molecular function (GO): acetylesterase activity; monoacylglycerol lipase activity; A2-type glycerophospholipase activity
Source: RefSeq, a predicted model, not a curated record